UCGAAAUAGUGACUUCCGUGUUCUGCUGUGUUGUCAUUUGAGAUUCUUGUGUUAUGAAAUUUGAGUUCAUCUUUCAUUUUCAUUUUAAUUAUAAGCGAUCAAAAUGAAUCAAAAAUCAAAAAUCGCUGGUGGCCAUGAUCAUCGUAUUGCUAUCUGUGAAUGUUUAGGCAAAUUACCAGUAUUUGUACCAUUGGAAACCGAUGGAACUUUGUUAGUUUCAAAGUUAUUUUCUAUUUUUCCUGGCGCCGUCAAUAUACAAUAUAUGAUCAGAAGGGAUGAAUGGCGUAUACCACAAAUUAUAGAUGGACGAAUUCAAGAACCACCGUUUGAUUUGGGUGGAUGGAAAUGUUCUGAAUAUUUUUAUUGUAUAAUGGCCAAAAAAACAUCAACGCUGUCAGAUUUCGAUGCAGUCAAACAUUAUGAAUCAUUGAGUUCGAGAAAUCUGUGCAACACUUAUUUUCGUGAUGGAUUCUGUAUGCAACAAAUCAAACAGGUUUGUUUUUCCGCACACGGAGAUUUUUGCAAUGAAUGCCAACAUUACGCUUUACAUCCGUUUAAUGUGGAUCUACGACAACAACAUGAAAUCGAAUGUAUGACAAAAAAAAUGCACGAUCAAAAGAUUGAUAUCGAAAAUUGUCCUGAAAACAUUGAUCCCGAUGGAAUCUAUGAAAAAUUGAUUUCAGGUUUGAUUUGUCCACGUUAUGAACGAUAUGGCCGUUGUAAUGGGCAAGAGAGACAAAACUGUAAUUUGGUUCAUGGUGAUCUAUGUGAAAUAUGCAAACAAUAUUCAUUACAUCCAUUUAAUGAACUCGAACGUGAAAAACAUCUCCAGCAAUGUAUCGAAGAAUUUGAAAUGAAACGAACUUGUUCGAUUUGUUUUGAAAUGAUUGGUCCAACAUCAACAUCCGAUUGUGGUGAUGAAAUCAAAUUUCAACAGAAUGAGCGAAGUUUUGGUCGAUUGAAAAACUGCUGUCAUAUUUUUUGCUGGACUUGUAUACAAACUUGGCGCACGAAAAGUAGUUCAUACGAUUGUCCAAUCUGUCGCGUGCCUUCAGAAUCUGUUUUUAAAUCUAGUAAUUGAAUGAGUCUCAUUUUCCAUCAUCGAUAUGUUUGUGGUCACAGAAACACCAUUGUAAAUUUUCCUCUGUAUCAACACUUUGUUAGUCAAACAAAUAAACGAAGAUUAUACAUUCAUAUAUGCAGAUGGAUUCAUUAUCAUA
Molecule: messenger RNA, 1220 nt
Organism: Dermatophagoides pteronyssinus (European house dust mite)
Lineage: Eukaryota; Metazoa; Arthropoda; Arachnida; Sarcoptiformes; Pyroglyphidae
Biological process (GO): protein polyubiquitination
Molecular function (GO): ubiquitin protein ligase activity
Source: RefSeq, a predicted model, not a curated record